UGACGUAAACAAAAACAAACGUGCAGUUGGAUGGCUGGUUUCUUGUAAUCUAUUAAUUUUUAAUUAUUUAUUGUAAUUGUAAUUAAUGCAGAAAUUUUCAAUCAAUUUGUUAUAAAUAAAAGUAUUUUGUUAAGAAUAAAAUCAUGGCAUUUAUCAUAAGGUUUGCCAAAGGCGUUCGAAAUAAUUGGAAAAAGUCGACGUUUUUGGUUGGCGCUGCAGCAUACGGUAUUUCCUACUCCCGGGAAAAGUAUGAAAUCAAGCAGUUGAUGCGACACUACUCCACCGAAGCAUCGAAAUACGGUGAUAUUCAGAUUGCUGCUAAUCAACGGCUACAAAAAGUGCUGGUUCUACUCAAUCCAGCCGCCAAUAGAAAAUCGUCCGAGGAAGAUUUCCACGAUUAUUGCGAACCAAUUCUGCACUUGGCUGGCUUCGAGGUGGAUAUUGUCAAAACCGAUUCCGAAGGUCACGCACGUCGGUAUGUCGAGGAGUUGGCAUCGCUCCCGGACGCUAUUCUGGUAGCCGGUGGUGACGGCACCGUUUCGGAAACCAUUUCCGGAUUGAAAAGGCGUCCCGAUGGGGCUCAGUGUCCCAUUGGAGUGCUACCGGUAGGAAGGACAAAUAACCUGGCCAGCGCGCUGUUCCGAAACAGUCCAGAACGUACGACGCUGGAAGAUGUUCGAGCAAUGGCAAAUGCUGCCUAUGCGGUAGUGGCAGGAAAGAAGCAAAAAAUGGACGUUAUGAGGAUUGAGGUGCUGCCCAACGAGGUGGAUGAAAAGGUUCCGGAGAAACCGGUUUAUGCCGUUGGUAGUUUGCAUUGGGGAGCGUUUCGAGAUAUUUUGACACUUAGAGAUAAGUACUGGUAUACUGGAUCGCUGCGAGAGUACGUAGCGUUUCUGUUCUAUGCUUUUGAUCGAGAGCCCACGUGGAGUUGUAAGGCAAAGGUGACAAUUACGGAACCUUGCUCCGGUUGUAGUAAGUGCUACCAAGAUAGUCAACAAAAGCAGCCGAAACAGGAGCAAUCAAGCAGAUGGUGGUCGGUAUUUUUACCGAAGGCCAAGGCGAUCACACAAACAGUCAACUAUUCCAAAAUAGUGAAUGAUAAGUGUUCUGUUCCGAUUGAGAUAGAAGUUGAUCCAUCGGAACUGAUACUGCAAACUUCUAACGCUGAUCAGGAAAGAGAACAAGAUAAACCGAAGUUGUCCCUAACGAUCAGUCCGUCUGUAGAUUCUGGCUUUAGUUUUCUAAAGGAGAGUUGGUCGCGAUUAUGGAACAGACGAUACGUCGAAUGUCCCGCUGAGAAGCACAUUGAAGUUCGAACGGUAGAAUUGAUUCCUGCAAGGCUGAAGACAUCGGAGAACGACAAAGAACUGUUUUAUUCCAUCGAUAACGAAGCUUAUGAAGUAAGGCCAGUGCGAGUUACGCUUGUUCCCAAGGCUGUCGAAGUUUAUACGUUUUGAACCUGUUAAUAGUUGGUAAUAAAAGUUGAAAUUUCAAAAUAA
This is a messenger RNA of Topomyia yanbarensis, 1499 nucleotides long. RefSeq names its product acylglycerol kinase, mitochondrial (gene Mulk). Gene Ontology annotation, cellular component: mitochondrion; TIM22 mitochondrial import inner membrane insertion complex. The transcript has 3 exons. Lineage: Eukaryota; Metazoa; Arthropoda; Insecta; Diptera; Culicidae. The record is from RefSeq and is a predicted model, not a curated record. Gene Ontology annotation, biological process: ceramide biosynthetic process; protein insertion into mitochondrial inner membrane. The coding region runs from base 144 to 1457 and encodes 437 amino acids. Gene Ontology annotation, molecular function: ceramide kinase activity; ATP-dependent diacylglycerol kinase activity; acylglycerol kinase activity.